CCCGGCAUCUCAAAGCUCUCUGGGUCCUUUAUUAGUCAAUGGGGAAGGUCCCAGUGUCUCCGCUGCUGUCAGUAUCAAUAUCUGAUGAUUUCAGGGAUGUUGGGCCAAAAAGUGAGAAAAUUCAGAAAUUUGUGGUUAAGUUGGAAAACUUUGGACUUUUCGGGCAAAGAUCCAAAGUUUCCCCAAACCUAUUUUUUUGAAUGAUAAAUAAGGUCCAUUUGGGAAUUCAGAGUUGCUUGGAUUUUUCUGCUGAGAUAAAUUCGGCUUGAUAAAUAACCCCCUAAAAAUGAUGAUGUGUGAAAACAUCUGUACAUAAAUCAAAUAGUUUGCUUUUACAUUUUGUUUUAUUCUUUUUCAUUUUCUUCGUUAAUCCUGACAUAGCAAUACAUUCGCCAUUACCAGCAAGAACUGGGCAAUCUGGAUCCCAUAUAGUUACAUAUUAACUGUUCUUUUAUUAUGAAAUUAAACUUCAGCACAUCUUGGGAGUCUCCAUUAAUUAACUAAAUAUUUCAAAACCAUUUCAGAAUUGGCACCAGAUAAUUCAGCUGAAAGGUCACGAGGCCGGGCUGUAUAAAAAGCAACAACUCAAACUAAAUCUUUAAUCAUUGUUUUUGGAUACAACAUAAAACGCUUUUGCAAAGUGGUAUUUGGAGGAGAAUCCAGCACACAGUACUGGUGAAAUCACAUGUUUUUCUAAUCAUGUUCAGCUUUGAGCCAUCCACUCUACUCGCAACAACUGUCCUCUUCCUACUUCUGAUUUGCCUUCUUGUAUAUAAUGGGAAGGGAACCCCAUCAAACGUACCCCCUGGACCAAAACCAUUACCACUCAUUGGAAAUCUACAUAUAAUAAACAUGAAGAAACCUCAUAAGACAUACAUGGAGCUCUAUAAGAAGUAUGGCUCAGUAUUCAGCUUUCAUCUCGGUACAGAGAAGGUUGUUGUUCUUUGCGGGUAUGACACGGUGAAAGACGCGCUGGUUAACCAUGCCGAGGAGUUUGCGGAGAGAGCUGACAUAACUAUUUCUAGGAAAAGAUCAAAGGGAUAUGGAAUUAUUUUUUCUCAUGGGGAAAACUGGAAAGUGAUGAGAAGAUUUACUCUUGCAACAUUAAGAGACCUUGGCAUGGGGAAGAAAACGAUAGAAGACAAAAUUAACGAAGAAACUAGCUCUUUAGUAGAAACAUUCAAAUCCUACAAAGGAGAGCCAUUUGAGAACACCUUGAUAAUGAAUGGUGCAGUGGCCAACAUCAUUGUGUCUAUACUGCUUGGUCAUCGCUUUGAUUAUCAGGACCCAACACUUUUAAAGCUUAUUCGCUUAGUAAAUCAAAAUGUCAGGCUGUUAGGAAGCCCUUCAGUUAUGAUGUACAAUGCAUUUCCAUCUGUGAUGAGCUGGUUACCUGGAAAUCACCAAACAAUUCUGGGCAACUCGGAGACAUUACAAAAUUUUAUCAAGGAUACUUUUACUGAACACAAGGCUCAGCUGGACGUAAAUGACCAAAGGGAUCUUAUUGAUAUCUUCCUUGUCAAGCAAAAAGAGGAAAAGCCCAAUCCUGGAUUGUUUUUUCACAAUCAGAAUCUAACAUCACUGGUAGACAAUUUAUUUGUUGCUGGCAUGGAGACGACCUCAACCACUCUUCGAUGGAGCCUCCUGAUAAUGAUGAAAUAUCCGGAAAUUCAAAAAAAGGUACAAGAUGAAAUCAACAAAGUGAUUGGAUCAGCUCAGCCUCAAACAGAGCACAGAAAACAAAUGCCCUAUACUGAUGCCGUUAUCCAUGAGAUUCAGAGAUUUGCAGAUAUUGUGCCUACUAAUCUUUCCCAUGCAACAACUAAGGAUGUCACUUUUAGAGGAUAUUUUAUUCCAAAGGGAACCCAAGUGAUCCCAUUGCUGACUUCAGUUCUACGAGAUAAGGUUUACUUUGAAAAACCAGAUGAAUUUUACCCUCAACAUUUCCUUGACUCAGAGGGAAACUUUGUGAAGAAUGAGGCGUUCCUACCCUUCUCAGCAGGUAAAAGAAGUUGUGCCGGAGAGAAUUUGGCUAAGAUGGAACUCUUCCUGUUCUUCACAAAACUUCUGCAGAACUUCACUUUCCAAUCACCUCCAGGACAGGACCUUCAAUUAACCUCUGCAGAAGGGUUCACUUCCAUUCCUAUGGUUCACAAGAUCUGUGCGUUGUCUCGUGCCUAGAACUAAAAUUAUUAAAAUGUUAUUUUUGUACAAUAAUGAGAAUAAACUGAAAAGGUUUUACUUCA
This is a messenger RNA of Xenopus laevis (African clawed frog), 2246 nucleotides long. RefSeq names its product cytochrome P450 2C15 (gene cyp2c15l.2.L). NCBI's taxonomy places the organism in Eukaryota, Metazoa, Chordata, Amphibia, Anura, Pipidae. The record is from RefSeq and is a predicted model, not a curated record. Bases 700 to 2181 code for a protein of 493 amino acids. The transcript is spliced from 10 exons.